Molecule: messenger RNA, 948 nt
Organism: Paraglomus brasilianum
Lineage: Eukaryota; Fungi; Glomeromycota; Glomeromycetes; Paraglomerales; Paraglomeraceae
Source: the annotation of a GenBank genome assembly
AUGUCUACGAGACAAGCCCAGUCCAAAUCACAUGCCAAACCGUUAAUACUUAUAUUGGCAUUGACGAUAGUAUGCGUUACGAUACUAGUUGAACUGAAGGCAUUGGUAGCCGUGGACGUUGGCAUUAGGCAUGACCAUACAUCACAUGUCUCUCCGCCGUUCGUCGUUGUCACUGGUGCCAGUGGCAACCAUUUCUGCCCAUUGCAAGCAUGGGUAAUCAGCCUCCAUACCCAAGUAGCUACUCUUCCGGUCCACCGUAGACCCCGAAUAAUAGUUUAUGAUCUGGGACUAUACGAUGAGCAAAUCAAGACACUGAAUACAAUGCGAUUAAGCGGAAUGUUUCAAGAACUUCGUAAACUUGAAUGGUCCGAUUAUCCACCCUUCUGGAACAUAACAAUUAAUGCAGGGGAAUACGGAUGGAAGACUGGCAUAAUAGGCGAGGUAGUCAGAGACUAUCCGGGCAUAGUCGUGUGGUUGGAUUCGGGUACAUUGAUACAACCAGAUUUCUUUUCUCACGUUGAUCUUGUAUCAUCGGAGUAUUCCGGAUUUCUAUCUCCCAAAUCGUCAUCUACUCUCCCUCGUUGGACGCAUCCUGGUGUGUUUGAUUAUUUCAACGACGAUCCGAAAAAGUACAAGCGAGUUCAUAAUUGUAAUGCUGCAGCAAUAGUGUUUGAUUAUAACGUUCGGAAACAUCUGGUAGAUGAAUGGGUUAAUUGCGGAAGGGUGAAGAAUUGUAUUGCACCCAAGGGAAGCAGCAGAGAAAAUCAUCGACAGGAUCAGGCGUUGCUGACUUAUUUGGCAGCAAAAGACGGUGUAUACUGUACAGAAAGUCAGACCGCGUUCGGGAUUAAAGUACAGCGUGACGCCAAAUGUCAUAGGAUUAUAUAUACAUGGAAUAAUAAUAAGGCUGAGCACAACAAGACAGAUGAACCAAGCAGUACCCGGUAA